AUGUUGUCCAUAGCGUGUAGGGUAAAGGUGUUCGUAGCGACCCACACAAAUGGCAGCACGGCUUCUGCGUUCCCCUCGGCUGGGGUGAAUGAAGUCUCCGUCAGCUUUGCUGCUACUGCUAGUGGUGGUGGUGGUGGUGCGGCAACUGCCGACACUGUUGGCCAGCCUUGUUGUAAUGCCGAUGUGGGUGGUAUAAAUAGCCAGGCGCAAUCAUCUGCCCACGAGGGAGGUGCCCGUACCCCGAGUAGUGUUCUUAGUGGUGCUAAUGCACACAACUCACACGACGGCACAGACGAGAACUUCUUUGACAGUGAUAACGAAGAUGAAGCUGACGAUGACAAGAACGACCCGCUUGUGCGUUUCCUGGCGUUGCCGCUGACUCUGCGGGUCAUGAUGGGUGUGAACUGGCUCUCCGUGAUCUCCAACUGCCUCACGUACUACCUGCGUCCCUCUCAGGUUCUCUAUGCCUUCCUCCUGUGUAGCUGCGACAUGAUGCUGUAUGUGGUGGACGACCAAUUGGGAAGCAGGCGUGUCCACCACAAGGCGUCGACGCUGCGCGGUGUGAAUGGGAUUACGACGGUCUGCGUAAGUGCGGAUUCGCCAGUUUUCCGCGUCGAGGAGGAGAACGCGAGGCCUUCUGCAGCAGCACACGGGUCCGCGGAUGGUCCACGUGGACCAAGACGAGGAUGCGAUGUCACGCUGGCUGGGGAAAGCGACAGCGUUGAGAGUGAUGGUAGAGUUCUGUCGUCGGUGCGGGGCUGCGCCAAAGCUGAGCCAAAUUGGCGACGUCUGGAAGGGUGCAUUAGCAAGAGAUCUAAAUAUCUCUUUUGGAAUCAUUCCCGAGUAUUUAGUCAGCGAGGUGCCGUCCUCGUUAUGCUUAACAUUGCACUCGUGUUUGCCCUCGUCCUCUUCCACCUGAACCAUCUCUUCUUUCUCGCUGGGACUAUCAUUGGAUACCUGGCUUGCUGCGGGACACUUUUUGUGCUUGGUUGCAGUAUUGGUGUUCUGCUGCUGUUGUUUGGGUGGGUGCGUUCACGCGGUGCAGCCGGGUCUCCACUGCUCAAAGCGAACAGUGUGUGUAGUUUGGAUCCGGCCUCACUGCCGCCGUCAGGGGUUCUGCCGAACCGUUGGUUGAGGGUGUGCUACGUGCUGCAGCAGAUCUUUUCUCUUGCCUGUUCCGUGCUCUACUUCAGCAUGCUGCUGGAGGAAGGGGAGGAACUUUACAGCUCCCACAUGGAGUUUAUGCGUUGGUAUGUGAACACAGUAGGCCAAGGUCUGGUGGAUACCGUGCGGCUGUUUAUUUUCUGGCAUUUGGUGCGACUCUGCAGCCGCCGCGAGGGGAAGAUAUGGCACCACCAGAUCUACGGCGUCGGGGAGAGUCUCCUCUGA
Trypanosoma grayi is the source of this 1389-nucleotide messenger RNA. RefSeq lists its product as hypothetical. The transcript has a single exon. The record is from RefSeq and is a predicted model, not a curated record. The coding region runs from base 1 to 1389 and encodes 462 amino acids. Lineage: Eukaryota; Euglenozoa; Kinetoplastea; Trypanosomatida; Trypanosomatidae.